GUACCUGCCUUGGGUAACCCGUGUGAAUUCAUUCAGGUACCGGCCUUGGGUAACCCGUGUGAAUUCAUUCAGGUUCCCGCCUUGGGUAACCCGUGUGAAUUCAUUCAGGUUCCCGCCUUGGGUAACCCGUGUGAAUUCAUUCAGGUUCCCGCCUUGGGUAACCCGUGUGAAUUCAUUCAGGUACCGGCCUUGGGUAACCCGUGUGAAUUCAUUCAGGUACCGGCCUUGGGUAACCCGUGUGAAUUCAUUCAGGUACCGGCCUUGGGUAACCCGUGUGAAUUCAUUCAGGUACCGGCCUUGGGUAACCCGUGUGAAUUCAUUCAGGUACCGGCCUUGGGUAACCCGUAUGAAUUCAUUCAGGUACCGGCCUUGGGUAACCCGUGUGAAUUUACACAAUCCCGGGAUGCCCGUGUCGUGAAUUCA
Molecule: messenger RNA, 423 nt
Organism: Candidula unifasciata
Lineage: Eukaryota; Metazoa; Mollusca; Gastropoda; Stylommatophora; Geomitridae
Source: the annotation of a GenBank genome assembly